Messenger RNA from Perkinsus marinus ATCC 50983, 411 nucleotides. Its product is annotated as Regulator of ribonuclease activity A, putative. The transcript has 4 exons. Lineage: Eukaryota; Perkinsozoa; Perkinsida; Perkinsidae. The coding region runs from base 1 to 411 and encodes 136 amino acids. The record is from RefSeq and is a predicted model, not a curated record.
AUGAAUACUAAUGCCCAUAUACUCAAGGCUAUGAUGUGUAGGAACAUCAACACUACGAUCACUGAGAUGCCGAUAACCGUCUCCAGCAGCACGCCACUUACAAUCUGGCCAAAUACUGAGUCCUUCGAUGUGAGGUUGGCGAGGUAUUCUAUAAAGGGUUCGAACAUAACGACUGUAAGUAUUGUAGUGUAUGGUUAUAUAAGGGACUCUGCUGCUGUUAAUAAGAUGGAUAUUGGUGUGAAGGCGUUAGGCACCCAUCCAAGGAAGACAGAGAAGAAGGAUAUAGGGGAUGUCGAUAUACCUGUAAAGUUUGGCGGUGUUGUCUUCACUCCUGGGCACUGGCUUUAUUCUGAUGAGGAUGGUAUCAUUGUAGCUGCGUCUGAUGUAAGGAGACCUACUGCCGCCAUCUAG